GUUGGACCUCGACGGGUGAGGACUGGCGCCGCUCUCCGCCCCUCGCUGGGCUGAAAUAAUUGUGAAGAUAAUAAUUGUUAUUGCUGGUGUGUGUGUCGUGAAGAGUUAUUAUAUGUGACGUCCCGGACAUUUAUAGUAGUAACUCCAACGUGAUGACAUAGAAAUAAAGAAUAAAGGCAAGAGCUACAUGUCAGUGGCCUUUAAAGAGGAAACAUUAUAGUUGGGGUGAGAGUUGUCCCUGAUGAGGCUGUGUGGCCUGGGUUGGGCGUGUCGAGAGAGCUAGGUGGGCGUGGCCUCAUGCUGCCUCACUUCCCCGCCCUCCUGCUCCUCCUCGUUUCCCCCGGAGGCGCGGACCAUCCUCCUCAUCCUCCUUGGAAGGAACUUUUUCGGAGACUUCCGUCCCCUCGCGAGGAAGUCGUGAGCAGCAGAGACAAGUAUGAGCAGAAGACCUUAUCCUGGAGCGGAUCUUCGACGACGCCGGAAGUUAAAACCACAGACCAAGUUCUCUUAGCAGUUAGCGGCCACCAAAUUAUUCCUUCUGUAAAGGAUAGACAUGAUAAAGUUUUCCCUGACCAGCUCACCCUCAGAUCACCAGCAGCAAGGGAUCAGCAGGCAAGCGAGUCAAUGGGCGGCAGCCAGGAAAAGUCAAGUGCAUCCCCAUAUUUCUCUUUCCCAGGGCCCCGGCAACGGAUGUUUGCACCAGACUCCCUUCCUGCAUUCCCUGCGGGGAUUAACAAACACCAUCCACUGAUCAAACGAUCGAGGCGAGAAUCUCGAAGGAACCGAAGUCGGACAGCUAACAAAACUCUCGUCAUCAGAUUAAUUAAUGAUGUGUCUCAGAGGAAAUCACCCGUCAACCGUAAACAAGUUCAUCAGGUCGCUUAUAAGAGAUGUGCAGGGGGGAGUAAGCGAGACUUUCUUACUAAUGACACCUCCAGUGAGACAUGUCUGGGAGUGAUAACAUCCACAGACCCAAAACAAACCACCAGUUCAAAAUUCGACGUCCAAGAUCCUGGGGAUAAUACUUCGCCUUCUACCGGAAAUGUUCUCUUUGUUUCCAAGGGUCUUACCAACAAGGCCCUAAAAAAUGGCAUCGCCUCCCAAGAGCAUCAGACCGACAUCAUUAAUAUAAGAGGGAAUUUAACAUCAAGGAAGACAACCGGAAUCAACACAGAGGCAGUUCUCUCGCGGGGUGAUACUGCCGGCCAUGAAAGACCUUAUGAGAUGACCUCGAGGCUACGCCAAGGUUCUGGGGGCAGUGAGACUAUAAGGGAGGAGGGUGACGCUCAUUUCAGCAAUAGUCUGUCCGACUCUACGUUUCGUAACGUCUUGACCAAAACCUACUCCAGCGGCAGUGUAGGCGCCGCUGAGCAGAGGCGGGAGCAUUUGGAGCCACAUCAAAAAUCAGCCGUGGUUGUAAAGGGAUCAGACGUGGCUCACUUGAGGCACAAAAUGGGUGAAAGAAGAGGCGUCGUUCCUCGUCUUCCCGGGGAGCUGAUGGCGCCUGUCACCAGCGCCACAAAACAUCAUAUCUCGGGAAUGUUAGGAUCCAGCCCUCCAUAUGCCGAUACCAGUCUUAAAACUAUUCCAUCUGUGCAGACACAGGGGAAAGAUUCUUUUGUAUAUAACAGAAGUUUUGCUACAAGUAACUCGAGAGGCAACAGUGUUCAAACACUAUAUUUCGAAAACAAAUCUGUGAAUUCCUGGAGGAAGCACAGCAGAGUAAAGGAAAAUAGGAAGGUCCCUCACACUUCGGGAGUUAACAACAAAAAGAGCAACGACUCAUUAUUCAGGGUUGACAGAACAGACAGAGAAGAUGGCGAGAGCGUGGAAGUCCCUUGGGUCACGUGGCAUAAAAAACGGGACACGGAAGAGGCGCAGAAAAAUGAGUUUGUACUAGUUAACGCCCAGGCUGGUGGGGGUCACUCGGAGAUGGCUGUCAGCCAAGAGAGGGACCAGCGGAACAAUGUCGAUGAAAGCAGGAAGAAUAGGGUGGUCAGGAGCAUUAAUGCCGGCUGCAAAGACACUGAAAAUGUUGUGUGUACGACAAAAGUCUUCCCAGACAACCACAACAAUAAUAAAUUGGACACCAUCAACGACCCUGGCCAUGUUAACGCUGAUGGCCCCUCAAGGCUCCGAGACGAUAAUAGUCCCGGAAUCCCCCUCAGGUUCUUAUAUAAACCAAAUGAAAACGACGGAACCAACGACAGUGAGAGCUUCCGCAGGAGGAUGGAAGAGGACUCGGUACCAGCGGUGGUGGAGGUGCCCGUGGUGAGACACAGGAGAGAGAGGUGGUCUUCUGUUCCUCGUCCAGAACCAUUCAGACUCGACCACCUUAGGAACCAUACCAUCGCUCUCCCGGCCAAAUAUUCCCGGAUAUUCACCAAGAAUUUUCCUCAGAUCUUUUCCAACUACCACUCCGACGCCAUGAAUAAGCGUAACCACCAGAGCGAACAGCGGCCGCAACAGCCAGACCAGGAGCCUAGUGACGAUAAACGGGCGGUCGCUCAUGGCUCUGUGGCAGACAUAAAGCAAGACAGAAAAGCCAACCGACCUCUCAGUCUACACGCUAACAGAUCGUCCGUUCGUGCUAAGGGAGGAAACAAACAUACCCGGGGGGAACGCUCGUUCGUCAAGACGCCACAACAGCGCCACGCCAGGAGCAGGAACCGAGCUAAGAGAAAAGGUAAGUCCUGUUAA
This is a messenger RNA of Homarus americanus (American lobster), 2700 nucleotides long. RefSeq lists its product as uncharacterized. The record is from RefSeq and is a predicted model, not a curated record. NCBI's taxonomy places the organism in Eukaryota, Metazoa, Arthropoda, Malacostraca, Decapoda, Nephropidae. The transcript is spliced from 2 exons. The coding region runs from base 298 to 2700 and encodes 800 amino acids.